Atta colombica is the source of this 732-nucleotide messenger RNA. Its product is annotated as protein dimmed-like. The transcript has 4 exons. The coding region runs from base 214 to 732 and encodes 172 amino acids. NCBI's taxonomy places the organism in Eukaryota, Metazoa, Arthropoda, Insecta, Hymenoptera, Formicidae. Gene Ontology annotation, molecular function: protein dimerization activity. The record is from RefSeq and is a predicted model, not a curated record.
GCUCAACAAGUACACGCGGUGCUUAGUACACGGUUUGAAAUUUUGGAAAAUCUAUGACGUGACUUGUCAUACAGUUAUUCGAUGUUAAAAUGUAUUAAAUCGAUGAAAUAUACAGCACGAAUUGUGAAAAUACGAUUAUAGGUCAUUUUUAACAUCGAUUAGUCAACGAUCUGAUCAAUAUUGACAAAUAUAAAAAGAAGGAAGGAUUAUACUAUGCGGUCUAAAGUGACAAAUGAGAACACUUGGGCUACAGAAUCGAAACAGAGAAGUAAGAACCUACGACGAACGACAAGAAAAACGGAAUCUUUGUCGAAACCUUCCAAAGGAAAUACAGCAUGGGAGAGAACUCUCAGGAGGCUGGAAAGUAAUGAACGCGAGCGUAUGCGGAUGCACUGUAUGAACGAUGCGUUCCAGUCCUUACGCGAAGUGAUCCCGCAUGUUACCAAAGAGAAGCGGCUCUCAAAAAUGGAGACAUUAACACUGGCUAAAAAUUAUAUAGUGGCUCUUACGGACGUAAUUUGCGCCAUGAGAAGCGAGGAGCAGUCAGAGGAUCAGCAAAGCAGCAGCUCUGAACGUCAAGAUUCGUCGAACAACGAACAACGAUUGGAAUCGACUACUGUUUGUGUAAACAUUCCUGUUGCCUCCAGAUCCUGUAGUUCGGAGACUCAACAUUUUUAUCAAAACAAACAUUCGCGAUGGGAGAAAGACCAGGAUAAUAUUACAGGCCUCUGA